Molecule: messenger RNA, 2391 nt
Organism: Phlebotomus papatasi
Lineage: Eukaryota; Metazoa; Arthropoda; Insecta; Diptera; Psychodidae
Product: phospholipase B1, membrane-associated-like
Exons: 4
Coding region: 976-2208 (410 amino acids)
Biological process (GO): phospholipid metabolic process
Molecular function (GO): glycerophospholipase activity
Source: RefSeq, a predicted model, not a curated record
CAUAAUGAUCAAGCGAUGAGGAAAAUCAGUGAUCAGUCCUACUUUGUCCAUCGGUGGCUGAUGAUCGUGAGCUUUUGUCUCAUCACCACGGAAAGAUUUAUUGCAAAUUUAUUCCAAUUUUAGUGCGUUGCAUUCAAUCAUUCGCGCCCGAUUCGAAUUUUAAAAAAAUAAAUCUCAGAUGAUAAGUGAUUUGUAGUAAUAGUGGAUUUGUUUGAAAUGGAAUCUGCAUACGAAUUAGGCAUUAAUUCUUGAUAUCAUUUCUUUUUCACCGGUUGGAAUAAUAAAUUUUUUUUGUUGAGCCGGUUAUUUAAAUGCACGCGUCCUUGAAUUUGCAGUAGUUUUUCGCAAUAUUAUUCCGUAUCUUGUAAGAUUUUUACCUCAAUUGUGUCUCGUUGUGCGAAGGAAUCACAUUGAGGUACUUUUUGUCUGUGAUUCCCUAUUUAAAAAGAAUUAAGAAAAAAAUUGCAUCAUAAAUAUUUUGUGGUCAUCUUCAGUUGAUUUAGUUCCCCUUGGGCUAAUUUCUGUGGUUGAAUUACAAGACAAAUCACGUGCAAUAAAGUUCUCAUGUUUUAUGAUUAGUUAUUGAGAGCCAGAGGAACAAAAGACAUAACAACUUGUGAAGUAUUAACACCCCAUACCGGGCGCGAAAAUCUUUAAUCAAACUUGUGAUAUUAAUUUCGCAUUUUGUGUGACCUCAGAUGACCAUAUCUCCUGUGAACUAAUAACUCUGCAUAACUUUUUUUCACUGGACCCUAAUGAUUCGGCAAAUGGUCAAGGUGAAAAAUACGUGAAAAUUUCGAGAUUAUCAGUCCGAAUUGUCGUGUUGUGCAACCAAAGAGAAGGUGAAGGUUCAAUGGGAAGACACCUUAAUUCACUUAAUUAUCGCAAUAUCCGAUAGUAUCAUCUUGCCAAUUUUUCACGAAGCUUUUUGUGCCUCAAUCCUAAGUAAAAGUAACUAAUAUCACAAGAAACAAGAUGAAGAUCUCAUGGUCUCCAGUCAUCUGGAUCUUAAUAAUCACUCCAGCUGUCCAAAGUGAAGUAUCAUCAUUGGAUUCAGGUCCCCUACUUCAAUUUUUUCGCCAUGCCCGACAAUUCCUCUUUGACUUUGUGGAGGAUUCUUCAAACCCACAGCAACAGCUCAAGAGGAAUAUCCAAGAGCAAACAGUGCAGCGUCAGGUGAGCAUUGACCAGAAAUUCCCCUGUGAUACUCAAGGGCCUGGAAGGCGAAGUGCUCAUGUGCCACAAUCCGUUCAUCAACUUCGACCAGGUGACAUUGAUAUUAUUGGAGCAAUUGGUGACUCCCUGACUGCUGGACUGGGCCUCUUUGCCACAAAUGUCCUGGAGGUCUUUUCAGAAAAUCGCGGAGCACAAAUGACCAUUGGAGGUCAAGGUACCUGGCGCCAAUUCCUCACGAUACCCAACAUCCUCAAAGAGUUCAACCCCAACCUGUAUGGGUACACGGAAAGCAACAGUUUAUCGACACACCGAUCAUCGAGAUUCAAUGUUGCCGAAGGUGGUGCAAUGUCGCGGGACACGCCACAUCAAGCGCGAAAUCUUGUUCUGCGUAUGAAGAACGACCCAAAUGUCGAUAUAAAGAAUCAUUGGAAAUUCGUAACGUAUUUUAUUGGUGGCAAUGAUUUCUGUCUGGAUAUGUGCUACGAUGCACCGGAGAAAAUAGUCGAUAAUCAUGACAGGGAAUUGACUGAUGUGUUGAGGACACUCAGGGACAAUCUUCCUCGCACAAUGGUCUCAAUCAUUUCAGCACCAUCCAUUAGAAUCUUGAUGGAUACUGUGGGAGAACCACCAGAAUGUGUCUCCACCCAUUAUUUGGAAUGUCCUUGUUUCUACUCACUCCACCACAAGCCUCAGAGAAAGAGGUUCCUGCGCGUGAUGGAGGCCUUCAAGAGGAAACAAUGGGAAGUGGCCAACAGGGAUGAGUUUCACAAUAAAUCCGACUUCACGGUCAUUGUUCAGCCCUUCACGGACAAAAUGGGCAUUCCUAGGAAAAAGAAUGGUCUCACGGAUUUCACAUACAUGUCCAAGGAUUGCUUCCAUCUGUCCCAGAAGGGCCAAUCUAGGGCAGCAAAUGCCUAUUGGAACAACAUCCUGGAGCCAUAUGGGAACAAGACGCAAAACUGGAAGAAGAUUUUUGAGGAAUUCAAGUGCCCCACUGAAGAGAGACCUUUUCUAGCCACUAGAUUCAAUUAAAUGCCAAUUUUUAGAAUUUCCAGUAGGACAAAAUUUAACUGAAAAAUGCCAUUUUGCAACAUAUUUUUAAGGAAAAGUUUUUGUGAAUUUACUAUUUUUAGGGAAUUUACCAGAAUACGCUUGAAAUUGACAAAUUUGUACAAGAAUAGAAUAAAUUAAAUAAAUUAAUUGAGAAUUGAGAAA